Molecule: messenger RNA, 8056 nt
Organism: Glossina fuscipes
Lineage: Eukaryota; Metazoa; Arthropoda; Insecta; Diptera; Glossinidae
Gene: mei-41
Product: serine/threonine-protein kinase ATR
Exons: 7
Coding region: 24-7922 (2632 amino acids)
Biological process (GO): protein phosphorylation; telomere maintenance; DNA damage checkpoint signaling
Cellular component (GO): nucleus
Molecular function (GO): protein serine/threonine kinase activity; protein binding
Source: RefSeq, a predicted model, not a curated record
UCAAUAAGCUAAAUAUAUAAGUCAUGGCAGCGAUGGUAGGUCGCCGUAAGGAUAUAUGGAGAUUAUUAUAUAGCUUAGUAAAUUGUACUACAACAGACUUGAAUGAUGUUUUCGCUUUUAUUAACGAUAUAUUGUGCAAAGAACAUAGUUUGAUAAGACAAUCAACGCGAGAAUCGACAAACUGUUUCCAGGAUACUUUUAUAUUAUGGCUGACAAGCAAAUUGAUUAAGUGUUUUACUUUUCAAGAUGAAAAUAUUUUAGAACAAAACUUACAAAUUCAACAUAAGCUAUUAGAUUCGUGCUUAAUUAACCGCCCAGCCCUGUUUGAACGACUGGUAACGGCUUAUGUGCAAGCUAUAGAUCAACUUAUCGAAUCAUAUGCCAAAGAGGACCUCUUGUCCGAUAGCCCGAGUCAACUAUAUAUAACAGCAUUUACCACAACGGACACUUGCUUAAAAACAAUAGACGAGCAUUUUAGUUUUGAUUGCGUACAAGUAAGCAUUGAAGAAGUGAAUGACAUUGCACAAGCUCUUCUACAAGUUGUAGAUCAUUGUCUGAUUGUUGGGUACGCCGAUUUUCCCGCAAUAUUUGAAAACUCCCUACUCAUCAUUUUUAAAACGCUUAAAGAAUGCGAUAUUAUUACAAAGUUAUAUUGUUUUCAAUACGUUAAAAGUGUUUUUAGGAAAACUACGAUUUUAAAUGAACAUUUACAUGGCAUAUUUGAAUUGACAUUGGAGGCGCUAACUGUAAUAUGGGAAAAAUUGCCUGUUUGGUUGGACAAUAAUUGCUUCUCUCAAGAGACUUUCAACGAUUUAAUUGAUGAAUCGUCUUCAAUUGUAGUUACGUUGGCAAGAUUUCAUCAACAAUUGAUCAACAAAAGCCAAAUACUUCAACAUUCCGUUAGCUUAAUGCAAUAUACUGUAGAGUUACAUCAUUGGCGAAGUGAACGAUUGCAUUAUGAUUUAACACUUCUAACUCAAUUUGUUAGAUCUUUAAUUAACUUUGCGUUUCCCUUGAUGCAUUACUAUCCGGAAGUACAUCAAAAUUUAUUAAAGAAAGAAUUAAAUCAAUCGUUGAAAAAAUCAUCAGAGUCAUAUAUUUUGAUGAUGCGUUUAUUGCCUCCUUUAAUUAAUAUUAAACCUUUAAAGGAAGAAACGCAAAUACUUCUGCAAUAUAUAUGGAAUAAAAUUGAUAGUUUUCCUCAAAAAAACUAUAUUUUAAAACACGAUUAUGAUGCAGUUAUAGAAUCAAUAGCUUCAUUAAUGCUUAUAGAGCACUCGUUAGUGCGAAGACAGCAACAAAAAUUUCUAAAUAAGGCGGCGGAUUUGGAUUUAAAAAACUUACCACUUAGCUUAAAUGCUGUUGAUUUAUUGAUCCCACUAAAUCUAAAGAAAGAAAGCGUACGUUUGACCUUAGAAAGUAUUGUAACUAAACUGAAAUCAAUAUCUACGGAUGGCAACAAUUUCCUUGAUUAUUCAGUUAAGAUGGCCGGGCUUAUAUUGAAAUCGGAUUUUAUGCGUAGUUUCCUCACCCAGAAAGCGCAAUUUGCGCUCUUAGAGUUACUUUUGCAUCCUUUAAAAAGCUCUACCGUGUAUGUGAAACAAUCCCAGUUAGUAGACAAUUGCUUAGAUCUUCUAAAUCAAUUACAAUUUGAGGUCUCCUUGGAGGCGCAAAAACUUAUUACCGCCUCGACAGCGGCCAUAAUCAAGAAUGUGUUCGAAAAUUCGUCGUCUCUCAGUUACAAGUCAAAAUUUUCUCAGAGCUUAGAGCACUUUUUGGCAUUUGGAUGGUUUGAAAAUGAUUUCUUAUUGAAGGAGUUUAAAAAACUUUUGCUUAGUUAUCCCGAUUUAUUUUACAUAUUUUUGAAAAACAUAAGCUGCCUUAAUGCGCAAAAAUCUUAUACCGUCAUUGCGACAUUUGGAGCAUCCUCCGAAAUUGCUAGUUUGGAACCGUAUCAUUGGUUUAGUCUGGAGAUAAUUUGCCAUGAAUGCCAACCAUUUGUUAAAAGUGGCUCUGAACUGAUGAAAUAUUUAGAAAAUCACGAGGCGGUCAUAAGACUUCAAUACGAAACUCAGGCUUUUGAACGAGAAAAAGGCUUACCAGGUGAAGUUCACACUCAUUUGCUUCGGCAGCUAUUUGUAAAGCCUCAUUACGCUUUCGCAGUCAAUCAUUUAAAUAACUAUAAUGUUACAGUUGAGGAUUGUGUUGAAAUUAUUACAAAAUCCUUGGAUAUUUCCUGUUUCCAUUUGUCUACGUUUAGUUUAAUGGUUACAGAAUGUUUCAAACCUCAUCAUGAAAGCAAGUUUUUGCGACCAAUUGCAUGUGCUCUUCUGCAGCAUACUACGAAAUCGUUGAAAUCUGUUAAAAAUGUAGACUAUCAACGGGCUGUGUUACAACUACUUACUUGUUGUACGGAAAAUGGUUGGUUAAGCGAACAGUGGCUAUAUCAUUUUUUCAAAAUGACUUUUUUCUAUUUAAUACAUCCAAACUCUAAGGUGGCCCAUGAAGCCGUUUUAUGUGCCACAGAAAUGUGUGCUCGUUAUGGUAUUCAACCCAUACAGUUGUGGAAUUGGUAUAAACGCGAUGCAUUAAACUUAUUGAAAGAACUUAUUGUCUUUUCAUAUCUUGCGAAAGGUAUUCGCAUGACUAGAUCGUUAAAAUCUUUCACCAACAUGCUGGGUUUCUCUUGUGUACAAGAGUUUAUCUGCAAAUAUUAUCGGCUUUUAGUUGCCAUAAUUCUGCCAUAUUGUGUUAAGGAACCGCGUUGCAAGGGCCUCAUUAUUAGUAUUUCAAAAAUGACACGCAAACCCGUAUCUAACCUGUUCAUUGUUUCAUUUCUACGCACAUACAGUCACAUUUACUUAACUGAAGAUUUUGAAGUGGGAAACGCUUGCAUUGAUCUAAUUAUUAAAUGUACGGGAACCGAUCUCAACCAUUUGAUGAAUGCAGAUGUUAAACAAACUGUUUCAGAAUUUCUGGUGUAUUUUAACAGGAGUCCCCUGUUUGUAAUGCAAGCAUUUCAGUGCCUGUUGCCUCGUGAGAUAGGCGCUAAAUCGUUGACGAGUCCCACACUUGAAUUUACUAAUUUUAUUGCUGAUCGUUUUUUGGGAGUAAUAACAUAUUUUCAAACCUGCUUAGCCGAGCCAAAUUUCGAAAAAUCCCUUAAAGAAGAGACUCUCUACAGUUUAGCACAAAUUAUGCGCUUAAUCGGUUCGCAAAAUGUAACGCAAUUUCGCUUCAAAAUUAUGGCUAUGCUUAGUUUUGUUCUAACUCUUCACGAUGGAAAUUUGCAAAAUAUUUGUUUGAAAAUUUGGCAUAUUUUCCUGCAUAUUGUCAAUAUUCAAGAAUUGGGACCGUCGUUAAGUCGGAUAGUUGCUACAUUACAACCUCUGCUACCACAAAACUUCGAAGAAAUUAACGAUAUCUAUCAUUAUUUGAUUUUAAAAAAUGAUAAUCUUCUCGGUUUGUAUAUCCCGAAUUUAUACUUUUUGGAAAGUGAAGUGAAUCUUAGAUCGGAAAUUCACGCUUAUGUAAAACAACAAUCUGAUCUGUCGAAAACUGAACGUUCAAGUUUUUUGGAAAAAUUGGGGUUUCUUUAUAAACAAAUCUCCAAUGAAAACCUGCAAGUUCGUAUACAUGGAUUACGAUAUUUAAAGAGUUUUAUUAGUCAACACCGCGAAGAAAUCAACCAUUUAACGUUGGAUAUAAUAAGGGUUGAUCCUUUAUUGGAGAAUAUUGUUGAUAAUCUGGUAUCGGGCAGUUGUCACGAGGACAGGAGUAUGCAUUUGGCGUCUGCGAAAUGCUUAGGCGAAUUAGGAGCUGUAGAUCCAAGUUAUAUGCCUUCAAACUACUCCUUUGAAAAUGGUAUCGAUAUAUCGUUGAGCGUACAUACAGACGACUUUGCGGUAUUAGCUUUAACCGAACUAUGUCGAGCUUAUCAAUAUAAAAAGGAAACAAAAUAUGUAGAUAACUUUUCUUUAGCCAUUCAAGAAACCUUAUCGGUUUUUGGUAUAUCACCUAAAGAGAGUAAGAAACUUAAUGUUUGGAUGGCAAUACCGAAGCGAACGCAACAGGUUAUGGAGCCGUUCUUGAGCUCUUGCUAUACAGCCAGCAAGCGGGAAAAUAAAAAUAGCGAACAUCCUCUCUUCAAAAGUAACGCAUUGAACUCUUAUGAAGAUUGGGCUUUUGCUUGGAGCUGUCGUUUAAUAGAUUUGGUGCAAAAUGACGAAACUAAUCAUCUACUCAACUCAUAUAAACCCAGUAUGAAACGUGAUAAUAAUAUGUUGGCAUUAUUCUUUCCAUAUAUAUUGCUGCAUGCUGUGCAGGAAUGCGAUGAAAUCGCAUUUCAAUGUAUAUUUGAGGAAUUUCAAGCAGUGUUUAAUUAUGGCGGGUCUGAUCCUCGAGAUCACAUCCAAACAGAAUGCGAUUUGGUUUGUUUUAAAGAAUUUAAAUCAACAAAAUAUUCAGCACAUAAUGUAUCAACGACAAUGUUAAAAAAGGUGUCCAACUUUAUGGAUACGGGCAAGAAAUUAGAAACUUGUAUUAAGUUGUGUUCCGAACAGUUGGACUUUUUGCAGAGAUGGCUGCGAGAAUGGCAGCGUGUGCACAUGGUUGGAGGCAAAAUAUCAGAACCGGAUCAGCGUUACAAAGCGAUCGAAGAAUUUAUGAAAAAGUUUAAUAAAUUUAAUGUGUCAAAGGCCAAUUACGAUGCGGGAGAUUAUACACGAGCUUUACUCUAUUUAGAGGAAUAUAUAGAAGAAAAUAUUGAAUCAAGAUUGCAAGAGCAACUUUCCUUUUUAAUUGAAAUUCAUGGUAAACUUAUGGAUUCUGAUUCGGUGGAGGGUGCGGUUUAUCUCAAGAAGACAAAUCUUACUUUGGCCGAGGAGAUAUUGGUAAAUCGUAUUGUAGAUCGUCCUCAAGAUACGAUUACUUGUUACGAACAAUUGUUGUGUAGUGGUGAUACCAUCAAUCAAGAGCAUAUCAAAGGCAUGAUUGAUUGUUAUCUGCGAAUGGAUAUCUCUGCCACAGCUUUACUUACAUUUGAUGGUUUGUGGCAGAAGUUGAACGAUCAAUAUACUGAUGAUUAUUUUAAAGAAUGCAAAUCUGAAUUGCUUUGGCGAUUGGGGCGCUACGAUGAGCUUGAAGAUUUGUUAGAGAACUCAGUGAUUAAGAGUAAGAUUACCAAUUGGAACAUACAAUGCGCUGAUGCAUUUCUAUUGUUUAGACAGCCAAAUGAAAUUGACAAUGCUUCUUCGCCUGGAUUAGCUUAUUUUCAGCAACAGUUGGAUAAUAUUCGUAGUAAUAUCCUUUUUAAUAUGCGUUUGUGUUCCGGUGUUAAUGAGUAUUCCUAUGAUAGUUGCUAUGACGAAAUGAUAAGAUUGCAUAUGUUGGAUGAGGUGGAAAAAAAUAAAGUUCUAAUUAACAAUAUUGUGACCAGUAUUAAGAGGCCCGUUCAAACAGGAAAUUUGAAAGAAGAAUGUAUGCGCAAAAUCCAGGAUUUUUUUAAUAAUUGGAAUGCGCGAUUAAAAAUUCUCCAACCCAUGGCGCGCGUUGUAGAACCCGUAUUUUGUUUGAGACGUAAUCUACUUUCGGAAACAAAGCGCAUUUUGUCUAAAUACGAAAAUCAUAACAAAGAACUGGUGAAACUCGUUAAUGAUUGCGUGAAUGAGGAAAUUGGUAAAUUAUGGAUACGCAGUGGUCAAAUGAAUCGUGUAGCUGGUUGCCUGCAACAAGCACAACUAAGCCUUAUGAAAGCCGAGCCAUAUAAGCCUCUAACUUUAUUUUUAGAAAAAGCUAGACUAAUGUGGCAAAAAGGAGAACAAACCUAUACAUUUAAAUUGCUAGAAGAAAAUAUUCUUCGUUUAGAAUCUUGUUGCGCAGGAGACAUACGCAAACUUGAUAACGUUCAGCGUGGCUUAUAUGCUGAGGCAAAAUUUCUACAGGCUACCUAUAACGCCGAAUCUAUGAAUAUUUGUUCCGAAUUGAAUUUGCGUUAUUUCAAGGAAGCUUUGGAAGGCAAUCGCUGUUCUGAAAAGUGUUACGUUCAUCUAGCUCAAUACAUGGAAAAAAUCUACGAUUCCUAUGCGGUAGAUCAGAGGGAAGGAGAAAUUGGGUACCGUCUAUUGCAAGAUAUAAUGCUAAAUUACGCUAAAGGUUUGAAGUAUGGUUUUGCCAACGUCUAUCAAUCCCUACCACGCCUACUGAGUAUAUGGUUGGACUUUACUUCGUACCUGGCAAGUUUAUGUGAUAAGCCCGCCUCAGGUUCGGCAACAGCUACAAAGUUGGCGGCGUUUCAAGAAAUAGCUCGCAAAAUGAAUGAUUUAAUUAAUAACUGCAAUAAUAUACUCUCCACUUCCAUUUUUUAUACGGCCUUUUCUCAAUUAUUGAGUCGGAUAUGUCAUCCUUCCAAAGAGGUCUAUGAAACUUUAAAGAAUAUCAUUGUUAAAUUAAUCGAGCAUUUUCCUCAACAAUCUUUAUGGAUGCUGUUGCCGGUUUUUAAAUCAUGUCAUUCCACUCGUAUAAAGCGCUGUCAUCUGAUUUUUACAGAUUCUCGCUUAGACAAGCCAAUAUUUCAAAAGUUACUAAAAGAUUUUAAUAUGCUGUCAGAGCGUCUAAUUGAAUUAACAAACAAGGAUGUAAGCUUUGAUCGUUCUUAUGAAUUAAGUUCAUUAGUUCGGCAGCUGCCGCGCCUUUUUCGCGAUCCAAAUUUUUCAGAAAUUAUGCUACCGUUUGAAAAAUACAUGCAAAUAUCAUUUCCCAUCAAUGCCAAUGCUGCAGAAUCUCUAAGUUUAAAUAAUAACAACGAAGUUGGAAUGCCGAAUACCAGCGGUGAUGGUUUCGCUUCGAUAAUACCUAGUAAUCCAUUCCCUUAUAAGUCUGUAUAUAUCCGAGGUAUCAGCGAAGAAAUAGUGGUUUUACGUUCAGCUGCUAAGCCCAAGAAAAUUUGUAUUGAAUGUAGUGACGGUUUGAGUUAUAAUGUAAUGAUAAAACCGAAGGACGAUUUGCGGCGGGAUUUUCGCUUAAUGGAAUUCAAUGGUCUAGUUAAACGCUAUCUACAUCAAGAUUCUCAGGCACGUCAUCGAAGUUUACGCAUACGUACAUAUGCUGCUAUCCCCUUUAAUGAGGAAUGCGGUUUAGUCGAGUGGUUGCCUCGAUUAAAUUCAUUUCGUGGGAUUUGUACUUCGUUUUAUCGUAUGCGCGGCCUUGGUGUGCCUGAUCGCAUUUUACGCCAAUGUGUUCUUGCACAAACUGAAAGUAUUGAAAAAAAACGUGCUUUGUUUACUCAAAAGCUAUUACCCCGCCAUCCCCCAUUAUUUCAUAAUUGGUUUCAUCAACAAUUCCCCACUCCACAUAGUUGGUAUCAAGCACGUACUGCUUAUGUUAAGACUGUAGCUGUUAUGUCCAUGGUUGGCUAUAUACUGGGAUUGGGAGAUCGUCAUGGCGAGAAUAUACUUUUCGACGAAACAAAUGGUGACGCUGUUCAUGUCGAUUUUAAUUGCCUUUUUAAUCAAGGCGAAUGCUUCGCAUAUCCCGAAGUUGUUCCUUUUCGUCUUACACACAACAUGGUUUUCGCGAUGGGCCCUUUGGGUGUUGAAGGUCUCUUUCGCAAAUGCUGUGAAAUUACUUUGCGCGUUUUAAAGGAUGAAGCUAAAACUUUAAAAUCAAUUUUACGUCCAUUCGUUUAUGAUUUGGGUAAUUUAAAUCGCACUAAAGCAAAAUCGUCGCCCGACUUGGAAAUAACCGAUCCUAAAGCUAUGUUAGACGUCAGGCGUAUCGAAGAACGUUUACAGGGUUAUGUGAAAAAAACUGAAGCCAAUGGCAUUCCCCUAUCUACCGAAGGUCAAGUGAAUUUCUUAAUUAAUGAAGCUACCGAUAUUGAUAAUUUGGCUGCCAUGUAUGUCGGAUGGGGUGCAUAUCUUUAAAAGUCACAUUCACUGAGUUGUAUAUGUUUAUAGCACCCACGUAAAACUAAUAAUGUAUAUAAGCGUUACCUUACAUAGGAGAUUUAUGGUCAUUGGCAUUGUAUACAAAGAUUUCACAACAGGCCGGCUACUGU